CCCCCCUUCCCAUUUACUCGCCAUCAUUCAGGAGCGCUCUUCUUUUACUGCUCAUUUCUACCUCUCGCAUCUCCGCAGUCUGUCGGAAUUCCCAGCAAGAUAAUUCACAGUAUUUAAAGACAACAUCAGAAAAUAACAAAUAUAUAAAUUAUGUUCGCGCGCAUGUAGAUGUCCUAAUCUUCAGUCAUUUUACGCACAGCCCUGUCAGGGCUCUGGAAGAAGACAGAAGAUUUCGCUCUCCGUCCUUUGUUUUUCGUUUCUUGGAGAUAAAUGUGCAUGCUGAAUGGCCGGUGCACAGCCCGGGGUUCACGCGCUACAGCUCAAGCCGGUGUGCGUACCGGAGAGUCUGAAGAAAGGAAGCAGGUUUAUGAAAUGGGACGAGGAUUCAUCAACAGUGACCCCAGUGACCUUACGUGUGGAUCCGCAGGGCUACUUUCUGUACUGGACUGAUCAGAAUAAGGAAACCGACCUGUUGGACAUCACCUAUAUCAAAGAUGCAAGAACUGGGAAAUGUACUAAAACGCCAAAGACAGUGACUGGGAGAAAACAUGAAGCGGGAGGUCAGGAAGCGAAGCUGCGAGAGUUACUUGAUGUUGGGAACCUGGUGGGACGGAUAGAAAACAAGAUGCUGACGGUGGUCACAGGGCCAGACAUGGUCAACAUUACAUAUCUAAACUUCAUGGCUUUCCAAGAGGAAGUGGCAAAGGAGUGGGCAGAUGAGCUGUUUAGUCUGGCAUCCAACCUGCUGGCUCAGAACAUGAAUCGAGAGUCCAGUCUGGAAAAAGCGUACACAAGGCUUAAGCUGCAGCCAAACCAAGAAGGACGUAUUCCUGUAAAGAACAUAUUCCGCAUGUUUUCGACUGACAGGAAGCGUGUAGAAACAGCACUGGAGAGCUGUAAUCUUCCAUCAGGCAGGAACGAUUCCAUUCCUCUGGAGGACCUAACUCCUGAGAUUUACAAAUCCUUCAUUGCCAAUCUUUGUCCCCGACCUGAAAUCAACCAAAUCUUUGCAGAUCUAGGAGCUAAAGGCAAGAACUAUCUAACCAUGGAGCAGAUGACUGAGUUCAUUAACAACAAGCAGCGGGAUCCUCGUCUGAAUGAAAUCCUAUACCCUCCACUGAAGACAGAACAAACACAGCUCCUCUUGGAGAAAUUUGAGCCCAGUCCAGGCAUGAUACAAAAAGGGCAGAUUUCAGUUGAAGGAUUCUCCAGGUAUUUGAUUAGUGAUGAGAAUGGCGUAAUACCACCUGAGAAAUUGGACCAAAGUGAAGACAUGACCUUCUCUCUUUCACACUACUUCAUCAACUCCUCUCAUAACACCUAUCUCACAGCGGGGCAGCUAGCAGGAAACUCUUCAGUGGAGAUGUACAGGCAGGUGCUGUUGUCAGGCUGUCGUUGUGUGGAACUGGACUGCUGGAAAGGCAGGACAGCUGAGGAGGAACCAGUUAUCACCCAUGGUUUCACCAUGACCUCUGAGAUCUCCUUUAAGGAAGUAAUUGAAGCCAUUGCCGAAUGUGCUUUUAAAACGUCUCCUUUUCCCAUCAUCCUGUCCUUUGAGAAUCAUGUGGACUCUCCAAAACAACAAGCCAAGAUGGCAGAAUAUUGCAGAUCAAUUUUUGGAGAUGCCCUUUUAACCGAGCCACUUGAGAAAUAUCCACUUGAUUCAGGGGUUCCACUGCCCAGUCCACACGAACUCAUGGGAAAGAUCCUCAUUAAAAACAAAAAGUCUCACCCCAAACCACCUGAUGGGAGCACAAAGAAAAAGCUGUCUGAGCAAGCUUCGAACACCAACAGUGACUCCUCAAGUGUGUUUGAGCCAUCCUCACCCAGCGCAGGGCCCGCAGCUUCAGCAGAGGUGGAGGCAGAUGAUGACGAAGAUGAUGACGAUGACGAUGAUGACUGUAAGAAGUCAAUGGAUGAGGGCACAGCUGGAUGUGAGGCUUUCGCAACUGAAGAAAUGUCCACUCUAGUUAAUUACAUCCAACCCACUAAGUUCCACUCCUUUGAGACUUCAAAAAAGGUCAACCGCAGUUAUCAGAUGUCAUCGUUUGUGGAGACAAAGGCCUUGGAGCAGCUCACUAAGACUCCUGUGGAGUUUGUGGAAUACAACAAGCUUCAGCUCAGUAGAAUCUAUCCUAAGGGCACCCGAGUCGACUCCUCCAACUAUAUGCCUCAAGUGUUCUGGAAUGCAGGCUGCCAGCUGGUGGCACUAAACUUCCAGACAAUAGAUCUAUCCAUGCAGCUGAACUUGGGCAUGUUUGAGUAUAAUGGGAAGAGUGGCUACAGGCUUAAGCCUGAGUUCAUGAGGCGACCAGAUAAGAACUUUGACCCCUUCACAGAAAGCACUGUGGAUGGCAUUGUAGCCAAUACUUUAUCAAUAAAGAUCAUAUCAGGACAGUUCCUUACUGACAAAAAAGUGGGGGUGUAUGUGGAAAUUGACAUGUUUGGGCUCCCAGUUGACACAAGAAGGAAAGCAUUCAAAACAAAGACAUCCCAGAACAACGCUGUGAACCCUGUGUGGGAUGAAGAGCCGAUCGUCUUUAAAAAGGUGGUUCUUCCUACUCUUGCCUCAAUGAGAAUAGCUGUAUUUGAGGAAGGUGGAAAGUUCAUAGGCCAUCGGUUAAUACCAGUAUCAGCCAUUCGACCAGGUUACCGGUAUAUUGGACUGAGGAAUGAGAAAAACCAAUCGCUCACACUUCCUGCUAUAUUCGUGUAUAUUGAAGUGAAAGAUUAUGUGCCAGACACCUUUGCAGAUGUCAUAGAGGCCCUGUCUAACCCCAUUAGAUAUGUCAACUUAAUGGAGCAGAGAUCCAAGCAGCUGGCUGCUCUGACAUUAGAAGAAGGCGAGGAGGAGAAAGAUGCCAAAGAGACUGAGUCAGGUGUUGAGCAGGCGUCAGAAGCAAAGAGUGAGCCCAAACCUGCACCCGUGGAGAACGGUCUGAGUCACACUCUGAGUGUGACGCCGAAACCAGCGUCACAGCUCAAUACACAACCACAGUCUACUGGGUCAGCUAAAUCUGCAGCAAAGACUGAAGACCUUAUACACAGUGUUCUCACUGAGAUGGAGGCUCAGACAUUAGAGGAGCUGAAGCAACAGAAGGUGUUUGUCAGGGAGCAGAGAAGACACUAUAAAGAAAUGAAGGAGCUUGUAAAGAAACAUCACAAAAAAACCACAGAACUGAUCAAGGAACAUACAGCCAAAUAUAACGAAUUCCAGCAUGACUACCUCCGCAGAAGAGCUGUGCUGCAGAAGUCUGCAAAACGAGAUGGUAAGAAGAGGUGUCUGUCCUCCAGUCCGGAGCAUGGUGCCUCGUUUUUUGAGCAGGAGCUGGCAACACUGGAUCAGGAGAGUGGACAAAAACUGGCUGAGCUCAAAGAACAGCAGCAGCAGCAGCUCCUGAACCUGCGUCAGGAACAGUAUUACAGUGAGAAGUACCUGAAAAAAGAACACAUCAAGCAGCUAAUGGAGAAACUAACGAUGCUAGCUGAGGAGAGUCAAAGCAGCCAAAUGAAGAAACUGAAAGACUUGUGUGAAAAAGAAAAGAAAGAGCUGAAGAAGAGAAUGGACAAAAAAAGGCAGGAGAAGUUGAAUGAAGCCAAAUCGAAAGAGAAACACUUGACAGAGGAGGAAAAGCUAGAGAUCAACAGGUCGUAUGUUAAUGAAGUGGUACAACACAUUAAAAGGUUGGAAGAUGCUCAAACCAAAAGACAUGAAAAGCUUGCAGAGACCCAUAAGAACAUUCUGCAACAGAUUGUUGAAGAAAAACCUAAGCUUCAGAAUGAACUGGAUCAGGAGUAUCAGGACAAGUUUCGUCGGCUGCCAGUGGAGAUUCAGGAGUUUGUGCAGGAGACAACAAAGCGAAAGACUGACUCGACCGAUCAGGAGUCCCUGACUUCUUCCAGCACCCUGGAAAAACUCAGCCAUAAGGGGGCACAGUCUGAGGACGAUAUGGAGGAUGACAGGAAAGACUAAUGAUGUGAAGCAUUAAGAAUUUCACAAUGCUACAGCCACUCUUCCUAAUUCAUUUUGUCAUUGGUUGUUUUUUUUUUUGUUUUUUUUUUUUUGGGGGGGGCAGGAAGAGAAGAGAUUUGACAUUUUAGUCACUAAUGCGUUUUUGGAGAAUGUCUGUGGGUGGAGGGCAAAAGGAUAACACGCAAGAAAUCACUUAGAGUGCUUGAACCACAUGAACCUAUUAUUUAUGAUGUGCACAAUUUACUAAAAUCAUAUUACAUAUGGGUAAUAAUCACAUUUUUGUGUCAAAUUAAUUUGACAUGAGAUUCACUUUUGUUGUAGUUAAUAUGGUGUGUUUUACAUAAUCCUAAUCACACUUUCAUGGCCAGUAUGUAAGUGGUUUUAAAGGAGCUCUGUAUGAGUGUGGACAUGGAGAGCAGGUACCACAGACAUUACUGUAGCUCUAAUUUCUCUUUCAGAUGUGUUUUGAAGUGGCCAUUUUACUGUACCUGCAGUUUAUUUACAAUAGUUUUUUUUGCAAGCACAGGUGGCUUGCACAUGUGAACUAUUACUUUUUGUUGUUGUUCAGUUUGCUGCUGAAUUUUUUGUUUUAUUUCAUCUAAACUGAUUAAAUAAAACAGUUUGUGCUAAGCAGAUCCGCUUGGACAGUAACAGUUUUUCAGAAAUGCAUGAAUAGGGUGCAUUGAUCAUUUAGUGCGAUUUUUUAAGUGCAGCUGUGUAGCUUGUUAGACCAUCUACAAACAUACAUGUUUCUAGUUUUUUUUUUUUUUUUACAUAGAUAGUACAUAGGACAAAAAGUCUCUCAACAAAUAGAUUUAACAAUGUUAUUAACAAUUAUUUUUCGUUCAGUUUAUUAAGAACAAUUAUUUUGCAUUCUUUUUCUAUUUCAUUAUAGUAUGCUUAAAUAUUAUACUCUUUUUUUGCCGGUUAUAUAUAUAUAUUAAAGUAGAAUAACCUAUUUACUGAAUUAAUGAAGUGAAGAUGUUGAUAUCUUAAUGCAGAAGGGUGUAAAUAAUAUCAGAUAUAUGGAAAUGCACUUUGGAUUUCAUGAGGUAUUGGUAUUAUUAUGCAAUCUUUUUACUUGAGUGAGAUUCUUCUUUCAGUGUGUUUCCAUUUCAAUGGUUCGGUGUAGGAUUUGAAGCAUGGGGUCAGUGAUGCCAAGUGAAGUAUCGUGAUGAUUCUUUUCCUAGAAUAUGCUUCCCCAUACUUCCCCUGGUGGUUUCUCAGUGUUCAGCUCUGAUUAAAGCACGUCUAUCACUUUCACUCACUAUAUAUAGGUUUUGUAACAUAUAGGAUAGAUCUAGGUUUUAUUCAUGUAACUGUUCAUGGUAAUUAUAUUCAUGCUUUGUAUUUGUUGCAAUACAUGAUUGCUAUGGACAACUAAAAUAAAGUGCCAAACAAAUGCCCACUACUGAGAGGUCAAACUUGAUCUCUCGAAACAUGAAACUGAAGAGAACUCCAUCCAAAUAAUUUCUUAUCUGAUGCCUAUACAUAAUGUAUAGGACAGUCUAGUUUAAUUUUAUUAGAUGCUACACAAUAUUAAAGCCAUGGUAAAGUCCAUGUUUAUAUUGCGAGAUCUAUAAAUGCUAUCAAACAAGUAUUAAAAUUAGAUUUUGACACUCACUAUCUGUAAAUAAUAUUCUGUGGGAUUACACAUAAGAGCUAAUUAACUGAAUUACAUUGUACAAUUUUUUUUUCUUUUUAGAUGACGACUCUGUGCUGUUGUUUUCUUUUGACCAAACUCUUUUUUGCGAUGUAAAAUUACUUGAAAUACUUUUAUGACCGGACUCAUUUUUGAUCGUUUUGAAGUGACGUUCUGUGCCUUUGAAUGUUCUCUGUGUUAGAUGUGGAAUGUAAAAACAAAGUGUUGAUGUAUAGAGCUCUUCUUUUUUGUAUAAACUGUGCACGCACUUUUAAACUGUUUAUACUAAAGAUUUUCUUUGAAAUUGUUUAAAUGUCAUACUAUUGACAGUGUAUGCUAUCGAGUGCCACUUUACUUAUUUCAGACAUUCAUUCCAUUCAACAAAACAGACAUUAGAGUUUAGGAAAAAGAAAUAUCUACAAUCAUUUGAAUUCAUGAAACUGUAUUAUUGGUACAACAGUAUCUGCAUCUUUAAAAGAUGGGUAAUGUUGAAUGUAAGUUGUGUUUGUGCUGUGCAAUGGUUUUAAUAAAACAUUUUUGUGAAAUGUG
Molecule: messenger RNA, 6164 nt
Organism: Tachysurus fulvidraco (yellow catfish)
Lineage: Eukaryota; Metazoa; Chordata; Actinopteri; Siluriformes; Bagridae
Product: 1-phosphatidylinositol 4,5-bisphosphate phosphodiesterase beta-1
Exons: 33
Coding region: 284-3973 (1229 amino acids)
Biological process (GO): phosphatidylinositol-mediated signaling; memory; lipid catabolic process
Cellular component (GO): nuclear speck; cytoplasm
Molecular function (GO): phosphatidylinositol-4,5-bisphosphate phospholipase C activity; calcium ion binding; calmodulin binding
Source: RefSeq, a predicted model, not a curated record